Molecule: messenger RNA, 5311 nt
Organism: Schistosoma rodhaini
Lineage: Eukaryota; Metazoa; Platyhelminthes; Trematoda; Strigeidida; Schistosomatidae
Source: the annotation of a GenBank genome assembly
UUCAUGGAAACAUUCCAUUCCUUCUACCCUUUCUACAACAAUUUGAUCAUGAAUCCAAGUUUCACCGCGUCAAUUGAAAACUGGCCGUUGUUCAAGAUGCUAGCAUACAGCUACCAAUGCAGACUACGUUCCAUACAACUGCUUGCUAGGAGUGUUUUACCAAUUUGUCGCCCUAUCACACAGGAUCAUGCUUUGAAAUCUAAUAAACUUGGAACGGCACCAGCUGUUCAGAGAACCGGACUGUUACCAUCAUAUCACUGGACAUUUGAACGUAUUCUAGCUGCAAGCAUGUUGCCAUUAUAUCCGAUUGCACUCUAUAUGGAUACCCCUAUGAUGAAUCUUAUAGUAGUAACUGCUGUUUCCAUGCAUUCGUACUGGGGAUUUGACGGUGUCAUCAAAGACUAUGCAUUUGAACGUCGUUAUGGUCCUGCACUGAUGCCUAUAUUACGUACAUUGUGGAAAGUAAUGGCUGGUUUCGGUUUUGCUGGCCUUUUAUAUUUCAAUUUUAAUGAUAUAGGAUUUAUUUCAGCCGUGAAGAAACUAUGGGCCUUGUGAAAAUAUUUUUGGUUCUUUUACUUUAACUUCUCUUUCUGAUAUUUUUAAGACUAUUUAGAUUAUUUGGGUAAUAACAUAAAAUCAACUACUUUUAUGUAUUAGCAUGUUAUACUUUAAUACCCAAAUCUAACAUGGGACUAAUUUCUAAUAAAUGUGUCUAAUUGUAUGAAAUUUUCGUUUUUUAAGCGUAGUAAGACUAUCAAGUGGUUAUUCUGGUACGUCAGUCCUGCAUAGUAACUCAACCACACCAUACUUUUGACUUUAUGAUGAGCAUCUUUAAAGAUAUAUUAAGAAACUAAAGUCACUGCACUAAGAAAAGUAUUUUUAUGAUGACAACCCUGUUGAUGCAUCUUGGCAAAAACAACCAGAAAAGAAAUCUUAUUUCAUCCCUUAGUGCCUCUGUAGAAUUCAGCAUCCUAUGAUGUAAGUUACUCGUAAAGACAUAGGUAGUCAUGCUCAUUUUUUCUGUGAAUUUAUUCAUUUAUAAAGCGUUUCUUUCGAUAUACGAAUCAUUUGACAAACUGAAUGAGAUUUGUGAGGCACAUAUUUAUCUGGUGCUUCCUCGUACCAAUAUUUGUGUUUAAAUAGAUAAAUGAUGUAGUUCAAAACCGAGUCUAAAAACUUGUAUUUGAUUGUUUACUUUGAUAUUAAAUGGGUUUAGAUUAGGAUUUUUCCCGUGUGUAUUAUACUGUCUUUACCGUUUUAUAGAAUACUAUAAUUUUGCUUUUAUUGGAUUGCUUUUUAAUUAAUGUAAAGUAGUUUUCUUACGUCACAUAACUUCUGUUCAAAGUCAUGACUUUAGGACCUUUACCUAGUCACAAAUCGUAUUUUUCUAAAAUUCUACCAACAAAGCAUCCUGGAUAUUUAUUUUAAGGAGUAUCAUUAAAAUUUUUAAAAUCCUUUUUAUUCUUAAACUUCAUAUUCUUUUUAAAAGGCUGAAGAUAACAGAAACAGUAUUCUCAAUUAAUUGAAGUUUUUUGCAGUUACUUACCUAGUCCGUUAGGUUGCCUACUUGAAAAUUUCUGCUUAAAUACCUAUUUCUAUUUUAACUUAUCUAAUUUAUAAAUGAAAUGUAAAAAUGAGGAUUUAGUAUUAGAUCCUCUUAAAAUUAGGAAUAGACCUGUCGUUUCCUAAUCACAGUAUGUUUAUCAACAUAUUAGAAAUCUGGUCAUCGGCAGAGAAUAUUUAUUCCUGUUAAUUCAUUCGAAAGUUAAGAUACUGCAUAUUCCAGAUUACCAUUCAUUCACCAAGGCUAUUAGGAUUAAGUAGUAAAACACUAAAAAACACUUGGUUUUUCUACCUUGACAAAUAUCAUUUAUCUAGCAAUCGGACGCCUCCUACCUAUUGAACAUUAACUUUGCCUAAAUAUUUUCAAUAAUCUGUUUGAUCCAUAGGCGUAAUUUGAAACUGAAAAGUGUCGUAACAUUUGUUACUCAGGCAAAAAGUUACCAUGUUCAAAUCGUUUCACGAGUUUUUAGCAGUUUACUUUUGAUUGAUUAGGGUUAAUUACUCAGGUUAUACAUUCUUAAGGACCAUGCUUUUGUCCGGUUUGAAUACUCUACGAGUUAGAAUAGCAUAUCAAAGCGAUCUUUUUCAAUGGAGCUUGAUAAAUCUCAACAAUUGUCGUAAUUUAGUUGUUUAGUGACAAGCCCUGCGAUGUCCACGAUAAAGUGAUAUUUCGUCGAAUACCUGUUGGAAGCAGUGACAUCUCUCUAAAAAUCAAUAAUUUUCGAUAAUGUAAUUUUAAAUAGGGGGAGAUCUUUGCAUUGGUUUUUCUCUUCUUAUCGUUGAUGGGAACCACAUCACGAUAGCAUACCGCCAUAUAGGCUUGAUUGACUACUUGCAUUACAGUUUGUAAAUGGGUUACUUUAAGUAGUAUUGUUGUGAUUUACAGGUCUCAUAGCCAGAUUUUAAAAAUUGUUUUGACGUACAUCGACCUUUUCGAAACCUCGAUCAGUGCGUUAUUCUAUUAUAGAUAGCUUCUUCGAUUGAAAAACUAUGUCAUUAAAUUGCAUCUGACUUAAAUGGACAUACGUAGACCAGUUAGAGAAGUUAAAACUGAUGGAAACUUCCUAACUGAUUAUUUGUUAGUUUUGGUUCGUAAUUUGCAGAUAAGAUAACCACCAUCUCUUGCUCAUCAAUGUUUGUUUUUUUGCUUGGAGAUAUAUAAGUAGUAGUAGUAAGUCAACAGCUUAUACUUUUUAACACUAUACGACUUGCUCUCUUGAUAAAUCCGUGUCAUAAUCUUCCUGUUUCACGUUGCUCAAUGUCUUAAAAUUAAUAACAGCACCAGACAUUGACGUUGUGCAAGAACAACGACUGAACAGUUCUGUUUCUUCAUUUGGUGUGUGGAGAAAUAACGUUUACACAGCACUAAAUGUCAUUGAUAAUGGGCUGUGACAUCAAGGAGUCUGUAGUACAACGGUACAUAACACAUCCCAAAAACACCUUUACUAUAGACUAUUGGGUUGGGAAUGCGACCGUGCCACAAAUGGUGAUCGGUUUGCAUAUUAGUCAGUAAUCUGGUCAUGUCACGGCCAAUUCACUUCAGAGGUAAUUAUAAAGUGUAAAACAAGUCAUAAGGUCGGCGUGCAUAUACGACUGGAUCUAGCAAGACGGAAGAAGCAAUGUACUCAGUCAUUUGCAGGAAGUAGAACGAACCUGAGAGAGAAUGUCUUAACACUAUAGAUAGGGAAUUCACUGAACCUUGCAAGGUUGUCGACCCUUUUCUAAAGGAAACCCAGGUGCUCAACAGUGACGGCAAGACAAACCUUCGAAUUCCAAAUAAAAUACAUUCUUUCAUGUUUAUCUAGUACUUCUUCAUUAAAUUACGUUGUUUCUAGGAUUCAUGGUGUAUGAUAUAAUUCAAAUACUCCUAGCUAUCACAUUGGCGUCGCAAUGGAAUCGUUGAACAUACAUUCAGAUUUUGAUGCUUUUGCGAAUUACAUGGAAAGGUUUGAAAUCUUGUCUAGAACCAAGGAAGACGUUGAGGAUGUCAUUAAUGUGGCUCAUUAUCUUACGUUCAUCGGAAAAGAAGCAUACAGCUUAAUAAAGACUGGCAUUUCCAGACAAGCCGAUUUCACUUCCCUAUGCAACGUUCAAGCAACUACUACUGGACCAUGUAUAGUAUACAAAUUUCGAAUGCAGUAAGAGAGAAAAAUUCAAUGAGAUGACUCACCAGGACAUCCGACAUUCCACUACUUUACUACGUCCUCGCAAUCCAGUACGUAAUCAAGAUUAUUCAGGUAACAAUUCAUCGAAUUGUGAAACAGUUCAAGAUGAGCACAAGUUUAGUAAAUGCUUGUUCUGUGGCAAAUUUCACCCAUAUAAUUCAUGUGAAUUUCAUAAAUCUAAAUGUGGUAAAACUGGCCAUAUUUAGUCAGUUUGUAAUGCCGUGUUUCAUUUCGCUUACGCUAAUGCUAAAAUUUGUGAUUCAACUAAGUUGGAUGUCUCUGGUGAUCACUUAUCGUUAUCCAAGACUUCUAGAAGCGGUAUAACGUCGCAUGGCAGUACAAAGUUAAGUGAAACCCAAAAUCAUUGUGAGACAACAGUUUCCAAUCAACCAACUCGUUAUCAGAUUUAUUGUACCAGAUGUGAUUUGUCAUAAUGAUUCACAUAUUUUUGAUGAAAUUUCUUACAACUCUGAGAAUAAAAUGUUAAAUGAAUUAAAUCAAGAUCGAAAACUGUAUUCAGUUUGGGUAGAUGCCAAUUCUUCUAAUGAUUCAUUAUUCUUUAAUGAAACUAUUAAUAAAUUUGAGGGAAAUAUUUCAGAAAAACCAAAUUCUGAUGUCAUAUCAAAUGUCCUUUAUCUUUACAAUGGAUUCAUCUCUAGUGAUAUCCCCAAUGAGUGUGACAAAUAUGUCCCGAAUGAAUCGAAUUCUAGUCACAUUUCUGAUGUUAUUGUAUCAGAUGUUGGAUAAUCUCCAAACCAAUAUGUGUCGCGUAGAGCCCCUAGUCAGUGGUGAGGUGAAUCAGAAGGAAUGGAAGUUUUCCCUAAGCAAUCAGAGAACCAGUUUGCACAGGUAGAAAAUCCAAAUCAAGUCCAAGAGUAUUCUUAUGAGUAUGAGGCAGACGCAUGAAUCCACUUGAUUGUUUCGCAGGUGAAUCAAGCCAAGGUGAAUCACAUGUGUCAAUUACACAUAUCAAUGCAUAUUUAUCUGUGUAUUCUAAUAUGAAUAACAAAAAGAAUAUGCAUCAUAAUUUUUAUGCAAGUCGAAGUCACACGAUUCGAUGCCUCAAGUUACAUAUCAGUAUGUAUCCCCAAAUACUCACAUAUGAUAAUCCAAGUAAAAUAUAGGAAGAUAAUACAAAAUGGUGACAUUAGAUUGGUAAAACAUUACGACGUAAAGACCCAACAUUAUUUCAUGGGGGAGGGUAGUGUUGGAAAGUCUAUGAUGUAAAUUUUAGAUAUCAGUGGUUGCACUACACAACGGUCAUGAUGAUUGUAUACAAUUCCAGGAAUACGUUGAAUUUGUUCCAAGUUCGGCUGUUAAUUCCGAUACUAAUGAGUGUGUUUUACAUCGUAGAGUCUACAUCUAUAACACAAUCGGGCGGACACGUGAUGAACCUAAAGAGAAAAGGCAAGAUUGAUAGCAGAAAUUCGGAUCCUCAUUUAAGCUGUGGCGGAUGUGAUGUUUAUAUGAACCAAUGAUUCCUUUGUACUUGAUGAUUGAUUGAUUUCGAAUUUCAAAUACAAUACAUUCUUUCUUGUUCAUGUAGCACUUCUUGAUUUAAUUGUGUUGCUUCUGGGAUUCCU